CAUAGAAUCUAGUGAACUCGAGAGACGCUUUACAGCAGCAACGGCAGUUUAGGACGGCGGGAGGGGUUCAUAGUUUGUUUUGACAUUAAACCGGUAAACAGAAGCUGCUACUUUUCCGCCCCCGGAAAAACUGACGUUUUACUUAGAGACAUUUUUUCUUUUAAAUAAAUGUUGUGUAAUUUUCAGCCCUUGCGUAAAGACCUCCAGCCGGCGAAUUGCAUCAGUUCGCCCGGAGGGUCAUUGCCAGCGACGACACCCUCGUUGCCAUCAGCGUCAACCGUGUAGAAAAUGACCGGAGAGAAGAUCCGCUCCCUUCGGAAGGACCAUAGGCCGAGCAAGGACGAGGACUUACUAGAGCCGGACGAAGAAGCUGCCACUGGGACAUUUACCGUCGCCAAGGCGAACAGCAAGAGCAGAGCAAGUAAAAUCUUCAGCAAUCACAAGUUGGUCAAGUCGCCAUCCACACAGCAGCAUCAACAACAACAGCAACAGAACCAACAAUCGCAGAUAAAUGCUAACACUAACACGCUGUCAUCAUCGGAUGUUAUUGAUGACAACAACAAAAACCCAAUUAUCCGAACCGGGCUGGACUUCCCGGUGCAUGAAUGUGUGUUUAAAGGAGAUGUCCGACGCCUGUCUUCGCUCAUACGGACACAGAAUAUCGCCCAGAAAGACAUCCAUGGAAACACACCGUUACAUCUCGCUGUCAUGAUGGGACACAAAGAGUGUGCUCAUUUGCUUCUGGCCCACAAUGCUCCAGUGAAGGUGAAGAAUGCUCAGGGAUGGAGCCCCCUCGCUGAGGCCAUCAGCUAUGGAGAUCGACAGAUGAUCACUGCAUUGCUGAGAAAAUUGAAGCAACAGUCCAGGGAGAGCGUGGAGGACAAAAGGCCCAAACUACUAAAAGCCCUCAAAGAGCUUGGAGAUUUUUACUUGGAGCUUCACUGGGAUUUCCAGAGUUGGGUGCCUCUGCUGUCCAGAAUCCUGCCGUCAGACGCGUGCAAGAUUUACAAGCAAGGCAUCAACAUCAGACUGGAUACGACCCUGAUAGACUUUACGGAUAUGAAAUGUCAGCGUGGAGACCUCAGUUUCAUCUUCAACGGCAACGCCGUCCCCUCUGAAUCUUUUGUUGUGUUGGACAAUGAACAGAAAGUCUACCAGCGGAUACACCACGAGGAAUCCGAAAUGGAGACCGAGGAGGAAGUGGACAUUCUGAUGAGCAGUGACGUUUAUUCCGCCACACUCUCCACAAAGUCCAUCACCUUCUCCAGAGCGCAGACCGGAUGGCUGUUCAGAGAGGACAAGACGGAGCGUGUGGGAAACUUCCUGGCUGAUUUCUACUCUGUGAACGGACUGGUUCUGGAAUCCAGGAAGAGACGGGAGCAUCUGAGCGAGGAGGAUAUCGUGAGAAAUAAAGCCAUCAUGGAGAGUCUGAGCAAAGGAGGGAACCUCAUCGACCAGAACUUUGAGUCAACAAGAAGGCAAUCCUUAACUCCCCCCUCCCCCAACACUUUAUCCUGGGAAGAAUACAUCAGUGCUGACAACGGAAAAGCUCCUCAUCUCGGAAGAGAGCUGGUCUGCAAAGAGAACAAGAAAAACUUCAAAGCCACGAUCGCGAUGAGUCAAGACUUCCCUCUGGGCAUCGAAUCGUUACUGAAUGUUCUGGAGGUGAUCGCACCCUUCAAGCACUUUAAUAAACUCAGGGAGUUUGUUCAGAUGAAGCUCCCACCUGGUUUUCCAGUUAAACUCGACAUUCCCGUCUUUCCCACCAUUACAGCCACGGUGACAUUUCAGGAGUUUCAUCACGAUGAGUUUGAGGAAUCAAUUUUUACCAUUCCUAAUGACUAUAAAGAAGACCCAAGCCGCUUCCCUGACCUUUAACCUCUAACUUCGGACUUCCGAGAUGCUCCCAUCCACUCAGGGCCCGUUCAGGCCCGGCACUGACGUCUGUCCUGGGUGAUGUGGUCACAAGUGUGCAGCUCUAAAUGUGUAAACGCUCUCAGGACAGAUUGAGGACACGUUUUCACCCACCCUGCUUGGCCUGGCGUGACCUCACACAGACAGAUGUUAUUUCCUGUUGUCUGUUUUGGAUCUGAUUAUACCAGCUGAGGUCUUGUCAGGACAUGUGUGCCGGGUCUGAACUGGGCCUCAGCUUCCGAACACAAACGAUUCAGGAACACAACAACCCACGAGGUGAUCAAGCUUUGAGGUUCUGACUCUCGCCUCCAGAUCUGAUCAAAUGCGGCAGCUGAGGUGGGAAAGUGCAGGUAACCCUGAGAGUCGGAUCAUCUCACCGAUCUAAGGGCAUUGAAGUUCCGAGCGGGCGGGGUCUGAGUAGCAAAAGGAAUCCGGGUCAGUCGAUGCCUUGUAUUUAAGUAUGGAAGUAAUGGUUGGGGCUGUCUUUAUCUGACAUGUAGUCAAGCACUGAUGUUGUGAGGAAUUCUGCUCAGAUUCCUACUUUAGGCUCCACUACUACUAGACCUGUCCAGAUGCAAAAAUCAUCACAAGUCACUUUUAAUUGAGAUUUUAAUUCAACGUUGUGUAAAAUUCCAUUUGAUCUCCGAUUAAAAAGAUUAAUUCAUUCAGUUUCUGAAUAACGUCAAAGGUUUAACCCAAAUGGUGAGUCUGAUUACCUGUUUUUGGGGAGAUUUCCUCUUGUGCACACAGGAUUCUGUGAUUGUAAGUUUCCAUGGUUACAGAGUUGUAUCACUGACUUUUUGGGCACUUUUUUAGAUCCACUACAGCGGCUUCUGUCAGCUGAGUUUACAGACACUCGUUUUGAAAUUUAAAACCUUUAAUUCUGCAUCAGAGCUGUUAGGUUUGACCCAGGUGAGCUCACCCUGCAGAUUUGUGGGGUUUAUGGAAGCCUGUGAGUGGCGAUGAGUCUAAAGUUGUAUAGAUUACAGUUUUUAAACCGUAUAACAAACCAUGUACUGAACAGUGAUCAGAGGAUGUCAUUCAUGCUGUUGACACAUUAAACCAGGCUUUUGCUCCGUAGUUGUUUCAGUUGGGUAUUUUAACCUUUUUUUAAUCCUCUCAACCAAUAAGCUUGAUAUUUCAGCAUAAGGAGCAGUAGUGUUUAAAUGUAGCAUCUUGUGAGUUAAUCUGACAAGUUAUUAGUUUAUAAAUGUUGGUACAUAGUUGUUUUGAUGAGAAUAUUUUUGUUUUGAGCAAUUAACCUUAAACGUCCUUCAGAUAUGUUGAAACAAUCAUUCCAGCUGUAAGAAAAGCACAAAGUACCUGGAGUGUGUUUUUGGUGCUGCUGAUGGAUGACGUUGGUACAAGCUGGUGUCUGCAGGAUGGCUCAGUAGUGUUCCCACCUUUUGUAAAAACCAAAAUUCUGUUUAUAACCUUCUAGAGAGCAGCUAGUGGGAGUGUGCCUCGUCACCAAAUGUAUGCUUUAUCGCUCCUUCCAGCUCUGACUUGACAUGUUUUCUGUAGGGUUUCAUCCAGCUACAUGUCAGUUGUACAACAAAAACUGUUGUAUAGCUCUGCAACACUAUUUUCAUAUAAAAUGUACUAAAAUAAAAAUGCUCAUAUCGAA
Molecule: messenger RNA, 3541 nt
Organism: Nothobranchius furzeri (turquoise killifish)
Lineage: Eukaryota; Metazoa; Chordata; Actinopteri; Cyprinodontiformes; Nothobranchiidae
Product: ankyrin repeat domain-containing protein 13C
Biological process (GO): protein retention in ER lumen
Cellular component (GO): cytoplasm
Molecular function (GO): signaling receptor binding
Source: RefSeq, a predicted model, not a curated record